AUAAAUACUUCGCUCCAUAGCUUCAACCACACCAACAAGAAUCAUACAAAGCAAUCGAGUCUUCCAAUACUUGCUUACGCAACCAGCAAAUCAAAACCUUCAUCGAUCAACAAUGGCUCUUAGUCUCUUUGGCAACGGCCGACGCAGCAACGUCUUCGACCCAUUUUCCCUCGACAUCUGGGAUCCUUUCCAGAACAUGGGCUCUCUCAUCGGCUCAUCCUCCACUGCCGGCGACACCUCCGCCUUCGCCCAGACCCGAAUCGACUGGAAGGAGACUCCGGAGGCCCACGUCUUCAAGGCGGACCUUCCCGGACUGAAGAAGGAAGAAGUGAAGGUCGAGCUGGAGGAAGGGAACGUCCUUCAGAUCAGUGGAGAGAGGAGCAGGGAGCAGGAGGAGAAGAACGACAAGUGGCACAGGGUGGAGAGGAGCAGCGGCAAGUUCCUGAGGAGGUUCAGGCUGCCGGAUAAUGCAAAGGUGGAUCAGGUCAGGGCUGCUAUGGAGAAUGGGGUGCUUACUGUGACUGUGCCCAAAGCAGAGGAGCAGAAGUCCCAGGUCAAGAGCAUCGACAUUUCUGGAGCUUAGAUGUUCAAGAUCUUCGGGCCAUCGAUCAAGUUUUUCAUUUUGUUCCGAGUUUUGUUAAAUAAGCUUGUGUGGUGUGCUUUUUAUGUUGUAGUUUUGUAGCUAGUGUGCUAUAUAAGUGUCUCUUCUGUAAGGGUUUCUAAUGAGUGAUGGCCUGUAAUGUGUUAAUCUAAUAACGGGUUUGAGUGAAGAAA
This is a messenger RNA of Argentina anserina (silverweed cinquefoil), 774 nucleotides long. RefSeq names its product 16.9 kDa class I heat shock protein 2-like. Bases 113 to 583 code for a protein of 156 amino acids. Gene Ontology annotation, biological process: response to hydrogen peroxide; protein folding; response to heat. The record is from RefSeq and is a predicted model, not a curated record. NCBI's taxonomy places the organism in Eukaryota, Viridiplantae, Streptophyta, Magnoliopsida, Rosales, Rosaceae. The transcript has a single exon.